This is a messenger RNA of Paramecium pentaurelia, 1353 nucleotides long. Lineage: Eukaryota; Ciliophora; Oligohymenophorea; Peniculida; Parameciidae. The record is from the annotation of a GenBank genome assembly.
AUGGAGAAAUUUUUAUUCUUAUUGAUACUUUUUAAAGUAGCAUUAUCAUAUAUAUACUAUGAUACUGGAUUAGCUAGGGACUUUGAUUAUACUUUUGAUUCAAGUUUCAGUUGCAAAACUGGUUAUUCUAAAACAGCAAUCAUCCAGUUUUCAAAUCAAUUUGAGAAAAUCCCUUAAGUAUUUUUUACUCAUGAAUACUUCGAUUAAGAAAUGGCUGAUUUAGGUUUUAGAUUAUCAAUAACAACUAUAACUACAACAUGUAUAUAAUAAAACGAUAUUGUCAAUAGCAUUUACAACAUAAAUAAGUUGUAAUUAACAAAGAGUAUUUACAUUAAAAUUAAGAUGGUUUGCUAUUGAUGAUCAACGUAUUGAAGUUAUAAGUAACUUCAAUAUGGAUACUCCAGAUCAUAAAACAUUUUCAAUUAAAAAUCCAAAUGCUUAAACUGGAUUUAUAGCUAUCACAAGUUUUCGUUAUCUAGGACCAAUUGAUUUUCUAUUAUCGGUAAUAGAUGAUAAUACUUAAAUAGAUAAGCCAAAUAACAACUAACUCAGUGACAGUUAGUAUUACUAAAGUGGCAGGAAAAUUUACAAACCUUAAAUAAAUUGGAUAUUUUGUUGUUGUUGGAGUUGCAGAAGCAUUUAUUAAUUUAGGAUUGAAGACGGUAACUGGAGGAUUUAGUAGUGGAACACUUCCAAUAUAAUCAAAUAGAUGGUUUGCUAUUGCAUUAUAAGGCUUGAAUUAUCCAAAUACUAGAAAUAUGAGGAUAAAAGCAAUAUUUACAGAUACAUCAACAACAAAAUCUUAUACUUGGGGCACUUGUAAUUAUAUAUAAUCAUUCUUUUAUUUUAGGGGAUGAAAUCGAAACUCCAAAUAGCCAUUCUUAAAUUUGGGUUGCAUAUUAAUUUACAACUUCAUACCAGCCUUUAGAAUGUUUUAGUAUAAGAACAAGUAGAAAAUAAGCAAUUGAUUUAAGCAUCUUGCCUACAUUCUUUUUAUAAUUAGUUUAGCCUAAUUAAAUUUAUAUUACGAAUGGAAAUUAUGAAUAUAUCGUUGAUAAAUCAAUUACACCACUUAAAAUGAAUAUCUAAAUGAAAUGUGAAAAUGGAAAGAAAGUUUAAGCAGAUUUUAAUAAAUGCAAUUCUUGUAGUAUUUAAAAGACUUAUUCUUUUACUUAUAAUUGCUUUAAUCAAAUGAAUUAUAUUGGUUUCUUCCCUUUAUUUUAACAAGCAUUUCUAUAAUAUAAUCAUUUAAAAAUCAAUAUUCAAUCAUCAUUACUUGAAGUCAUAAAUGUUGUCUAUGAUUAAACCAUUACAGAAAAGACAAUAGUGAAAAUAUAAAUAUUAAAUUAAUGA